ACAUCGGAUUCUGAUAUUCUUGCUAUUAUCAAGUUGGUGUCGUCUACGAAUUUCAUGUUGAGUAUAUUUUAUUUAACAGGUGAAUCAACUGACAAUUAGUUCCCUCUCACCGGCUUUCCCCCUUUUCCUUGGACCGGAAAGUAAAACCCCAUCCUGUCGUUGUCGUAGCGUCUCGACGUUAAAGAGCCCGUGAAGUUAGUUAGCUAAGUUGAGGUUAGCAGUUAGGCGGUCGUUGCUAACGAUAAGCUAGCUAACGUCAAGUAGCAAACUGCUGCCAAAAAAGCGAACGUAACAUCAUCCAACUUUCAGUGAUGGAUUUUAAUAAACCAGCCCUGGCCGAAACUGCUUGGUGAUAGAAGCUGACGCGGAGUAUUUUUUUUUUUGAUCCAGUCCAUCGUUGUCGGCUAACGUUAGCUACCAGCCCGGAAACACUGGGCACGGGAAAAACAUGGCAGAUGAAAAUACACAAUUCUGUGGAAACUGCAAGCAUGACAUUCCUGAGGCUAAUUUCACCACACAUGAGAUCCACUGUCGGAGAAACAUUGCACUGUGUGAUGUUUGCCAGGAGCCUUUUCCACGGUCAGAUCUGGAGGAGCACAAGCAGCAGGAGCAUACACAGGUUACAUGCAAGUGUGGUUUGAAGGUUGAAAAAAAUCAUUUUGACAUUCACCAGAGCUCUGAGUGUUCUCAGCGACUGGUCCCAUGUCAAUACUGUGACCUGGAGCUUGUUUUCAGUCAGUCCAAAGAGCAUGAGGAUUACUGUGGUACGCGCACUGAGCAAUGUCCUCACUGCAAGUGCAAUGUAAUGCUAAGGGAACAAGCAGUGCAUCCAGUCUUAUGUGGAAGCCUUACACCGCCUCAAGAGAGAAACAACAGUCGGACAAAUAGGAGUCCAAUAGAAACCCAGUCUUCAGGGACAUGGUUUGAAGGCCACUCUAUCCGAAAUCACCUAAGAACCCAAGAAAGAGGCCCCAAGAAUAACAACAUCAGUGCAGCAGAACAACUGGCCUUACCUCAAGCACCUGGUCCCAGAGUUUAUAACAGUUCAAGAGGAUAUCAGAGCUCUGGAGACUGGAAGAAUAUUACUCACAGGAAUUCAACCUUUAGCCACUUGCUGGAGCAGAGUGACUUUGAGCAUCAGAGCAGCAGUGUUUGGCCUCAUGAUGCACGCAUGCUAGAUGACGAUUCGUCAGGCCUUGACUACAUGUUGGCUCUUAGCCUGCAGAGUGAUGGAGAGUCAGUGGCUGGAGGGGGAGAGGCCAGUCUGUGGAGUGAUAUCUGGGACCACACGAUAGGAAAAACCUCUAAUACCUCUUUCAGCUCCCCACUCUCUCUACCUAACAACAAUUACCCAAACUUCAGCACAGUAACAAGCACUAGUCCGGUCCAAGACCGCGAUCAAACAGAGACGAUGCUGCCAUGUGAGUUCUGUGAGGAGCUGUUUCCUGAAGAGGACCUUAUUUUGCAUCAGACUGGGUGUAGCCCUGCGUCUGCCUUUGCAUCUUUCAGCAAACAGCCUUCCUCUCCACCUAGAGAGGACAGGAUGACCAAGAACACUUCAGGACUGGAGUACAGUCUGCCCAACAGUCUCGCUUCCAACAUCCCCACUUUUCCUCGGUCUCUCUCUCCGGCCUCCUACAGUCCUCCAGCCAGUCCACUAGAGGGUGAUGUUGUCAUUCCAUGUGAAUUCUGUGGCGUCGCUCUGGAAGAAGCCGUCGUCUUUCACCAUCAGGAUAAAUGUGAUAUGCGUCCUCAGACUUUUCACCCACUGAAUAAUGUUACAAAAGCAUCUGUCAAGAAACCACUGAGCCUUGCAAAAGACAUCUUUGGACAGACGUCUCCAGAUUUUCAAAGGAGAAUAAAACACCAAGCGGACUUCUUAGACGAGGACUCUAGGUUUGACAAGGACUUACAUGCAGGACAAAAUCAGAGGGACUGGCAGAGAGGUCACAUCGGGAUGCCGAGACAAAGGAAAACAUCCAACUGUGAUAUCUCUGUAAAAAAUAAACUUCAGCACGACAAGGACACAGAAGGGGCUCAUUCAUCUGUCUGUGACAGUGAGAAGUCUGGAUCUUUAAAGGGACUUCAUUUACCUGAAAACAAAGAAGGGAGGGGGAACAGAAGGAAUCCAGUGACAAAGUUUCCCAAGAAGCAAAAUGAAGAGCCACAAGAAGAGUGAGAGCAAAAAUGGAGAGAAAAUAUGCUUAUUAAACCUCCUGUAUUGCAUUUCAUUUGUCUUUUUGCACACUAUAAGAUAUAACACAUACUUAUCUGACAAGUGCCUGUGUGAGUAUUAGCAUCCUGCAGUUUGUGUUCCCACACAUCAUACUGUUAAAUAUAAUCCAUUUGUUCAUUUUUGGACAUUCUGACUUAUUUUAAGAUGUCUUUCUAUAUCUAAUAUCCAGCCUGAAGGGGUGAAUUAGAAAAUAAGUUUUAUUUACGCUGAAUUUGAUUUUUACUGUACAAGUCGUCACGUGGCUCAUUUAGGAGAACAUCUAACAUCAAACAGACACAUGACUUGGUCAGUGCGCAUUUGUCUUGACUUAAUCUUGUGUGUUACUUCAGCCAAGGAUUUUUUUUUUUCGUCUCACGUCCUUUCAGGGUCUUUCUCAGUGUUUCUUCUGUUUUCUGCAACUUUACUCCACCUGAAGCACUUUGAUAGAUUAUUUUGCUAAAAGGGCUUGAGGAACAGAUUUGAUAAAUGUAUGCAUCUUUGACCAAGAAAAAAAAUAACUGUACUAUUGAACAUUUGUCUUUUUAUACUGUUGAACAUGUCUUUAAUACUUCAUGGUUAUAUUUAGAAAUUUUUAAUCAUAUCUAUAGAACUGUAUAUGUGACGUCAUGAUGAAAAGGCUUUUGAAGCAAUGUGUCUUGUCCAGUUUUCCUUAAGUAUUAUAACAAAAAAUGUGUGCUGCUCCUGCAAAUAGGACAUAGAUUUGAUUUAAUGGUUUUCUGUAUCAUAGGGUUCACUGUAGAAAUGCAUAAAAAAAAGUGGAUGACUGUCCCCCUGCUGUUGUGUGUCUGCAAAUUUAUCUUUUACUAAACUUUACAAAACAAUAUUUAGCUGAUCAUCUUAUUGACAAAGUUAACUGCAUAUAAAUAAGAAUAAUCAGCACAAUGACUCGGUGUGGAUGAUUGGUUUGACUUUUAGUGUGUGAAUAGUUACGCCUGUGUUGAUUUUCUGUGUUUUGUGAGGCUAUUAAAUGUUUAACGGAGUUCAUUCAUUGCUUCUUGACUUUGUAUUUUGUCAGUAUUGUAUAAUUUUGUUGAUGGUUAUUAAAAGUAAGGAUCAGCUCUC
Molecule: messenger RNA, 3298 nt
Organism: Sphaeramia orbicularis (orbiculate cardinalfish)
Lineage: Eukaryota; Metazoa; Chordata; Actinopteri; Kurtiformes; Apogonidae
Gene: trafd1
Product: TRAF-type zinc finger domain containing 1
Exons: 12
Coding region: 449-2179 (576 amino acids)
Biological process (GO): negative regulation of innate immune response
Cellular component (GO): mitochondrion
Source: RefSeq, a predicted model, not a curated record